Molecule: messenger RNA, 6193 nt
Organism: Patella vulgata (common limpet)
Lineage: Eukaryota; Metazoa; Mollusca; Gastropoda; Patellidae
Product: myosin heavy chain, striated muscle
Exons: 32
Coding region: 118-5955 (1945 amino acids)
Cellular component (GO): myosin complex
Molecular function (GO): ATP binding; cytoskeletal motor activity; actin filament binding
Source: RefSeq, a predicted model, not a curated record
AGCAGCCUUUCUGACGCUUUUGGCUGUUUCGCCAAGCAUUUUGCCAUCGACAAAACAUACUGCUUUCUCGGGUUUAGUUUUCUUUUUUGAUUAAAAGGAUUCGUAUAGACCCUCAAGAUGUCGUACGAUCCCGCUGAUCCCGACUUCGAAUACCUUGCCGUCGACCGUAAGAAGUUGAUGCGAGAACAGACUCAGACCUUUGACGGUAAGAAGGCCUGUUGGGUUCCCGAUGAAAAGCAUUCUUUCCUUCCCGGUGAGAUCCAGAGCAGUACCGGCGACAUGGUAACAGUCAAGAUAACAACUAACAAUGAGACAAAAACUUUAAAGAAGGAUGAUCUCCAGCAGAUGAAUCCUCCCAAGUUUGAGAAGUACGAAGAUAUGGCUAACUUGACAUAUCUUAAUGAAGCCGCUGUACUUUAUAACUUGAAAGCUCGUUAUACAUCUGGUUUGAUCUAUACUUACUCUGGUCUCUUCUGCGUCGCCAUCAAUCCCUACCGACGUCUACCAAUCUACGUCCAGAGUAUCAUCGGUAAAUACCGAGGCAAGCGAAAGAUGGAAAUGCCUCCCCAUUUGUUCUCUAUUGCUGAUAACGCCUACCAGAACAUGUUACAAGACAGAGAAAACCAGUCUGUACUUAUUACUGGUGAAUCUGGUGCCGGUAAGACUGAAAAUACCAAGAAAGUAAUUAUGUACUUCGCCCAAGUUGCGGCCAUGACCCAUAAAGAUAGUGGUGGUGAGGUGGAAGAAGAAAAGAAGGACAGUAAGAAGGGUUCGCUUGAAGAUCAGAUCGUCCAAGCCAAUCCAGUACUCGAGGCUUACGGUAACGCCAAGACAACACGUAACAACAACUCUUCUAGAUUCGGUAAAUUUAUCCGUAUCCAUUUUGGUACCCAAGGUAAAAUCUCUGGAGCUGAUAUUGAACAAUAUUUGUUGGAGAAAUCUCGAGUCACUUUCCAGCAAUCUGCUGAAAGAAACUACCAUAUUUUCUACCAGCUUCUUUCCAACGCUAUCCCAGCAAAUAACGAGAAAUUAUUAGUGAGCCCUGACCCAGCGUUAUACUCAUUUAUCAACCAGGGAUGUCUGACUGUUGAUAAUAUUGAUGAUGUUCAGGAAAUGAAAGAUACUGAUGCUGCUUUCGAUGUGUUGGGUUUCUCAGCCGAAGAGAAGCUGAGUUACUACAAAUGUACUGGAGCUAUCAUGCAUUUUGGUGAGAUGAAAUUCAAACAGAGGGGUGAACAAGCUGAGGCUGAUGGCAAUGCUGAGGCCGAGAAGGUAGCUUUCUUAUUGGGUAUCAACUCUGGUGAUCUAAUGAAAGGUUUACUUAAACCUAAGAUCAAGGUCGGUGCAGAAUAUGUCACCCAGGGUAGAACCAAAGAUCAAGUCGUCAACUCUGUUGGUGCCUUGGCUAAAUCUCUCUACGAUCGUAUGUUCAAGGCUAUGGUCAUCCGUGUCAACAAGACCCUGGAUACUAAAGCAAAAAGACAGUUCUUCAUUGGUGUACUGGAUAUUGCUGGUUUUGAGAUUUUUGAUUUCAAUAGCUUUGAACAGAUUUGUAUCAACUACACCAAUGAACGUUUACAACAGUUCUUCAACCAUCACAUGUUCAUCUUAGAACAAGAAGAAUAUAAGAAAGAGGCCAUCGAAUGGACAUUCAUCGAUUUCGGUAUGGAUCUACAGGCCUGCGUCGAUUUAAUUGAAAAGCCCAUGGGUAUCUUGUCCAUCUUAGAAGAAGAGUGCAUGUUCCCAAAAGCCGAUGAUAAGUCUUUCAAGGAUAAAUUGUACAACAACCAUUUGGGCAAAUCACCUAACUUUGGCAAACCAGUUGGUAAGAAAGUGAAAGGUGAAGCUCACUUUGAACUUCAUCAUUAUGCUGGCACUGUACCAUACAGUAUUACUGGUUGGUUAGAGAAGAACAAGGAUCCCUUGAAUGAGACCAUCGUUGAGCUUUUGACCCACUCCAAGGAAGCUCUUGUACAAACUCUGUUUUUAGCACCAGAAGCAGCAGCUGGUGGUGGUCCAGCAAAGAAGAAGAAGAGUUCUGCUUUCCAGACUAUUUCUGCUACCCAUAGAGAAUCUUUGAACAAACUGAUGAAGAAUUUGUACAGUACACAUCCUCACUUCGUUCGUUGUAUUAUCCCCAACGAGAACAAACAACCCGGUGAGGUCGAUGCCCAUUUGGUACUUCAUCAGCUCCAGUGUAAUGGUGUACUGGAAGGUAUCCGUAUUUGCCGAAAGGGAUUCCCAAACAGAAUCAUAUACGGAGAGUUCAAACAGAGAUACUCCAUCUUGGCUCCCAAUGCUAUUCCUGAUGGCUUCGUUGAUGGCAAGACCGUGGCUACCAAGAUUCUCCAGGCUCUUGAAAUGGACACCGCUGAAUACAAAUUGGGAAUAACAAAAGUUUUCUUCAAAGCUGGUGUUCUGGGUUAUCUUGAAGAUCUUCGUGAUGAACGUCUCAGUUCUAUUAUUUCUAUGUUCCAAGCUCACAUCCGAGGUUACUUGAUGAGAAAAGCUUACAAAAAGUUAUGCGAUCAGAGAAUUGGACUCUCGGUUAUCCAGAGGAAUAUCCGUAAAUGGUUGUUGAUGCGCAACUGGCUCUGGUGGAAACUUUACACCAAAGUCAAGCCUCUCUUGAACACCGCCCGAGCUGAGGAUGAGAUGAAAGUGAAAGAAGAAUUGUUAGAAAAAACGAAAACUGAACUCGAGAAAACUGAAAAGGUCAAAAAAGAGCUCGAGGAACAGAACGUUACUCUACUGCAGCAGAAGAACGAUAUGUUUAUCCAACUUCAAACUGAACAAGAUAACGUCGCUGAUUGUGAGGAAAAGAUCGAGAAAUUAAUCAAACAAAAGGUAGACUUUGAGUCUCAAAUAAAAGAGAUGGAAGAAAGGCUACUGGAUGAAGAAGAUGCAGCAGGUGAAUUAGAGGGGCAGAAAAAGAAACUAGAGAAAGAGUGUAGUGAUUUGAAGAAAGACGUUGAAGAUCUUGAAACUAGUUUAGCUAAAGCUGAGCAGGAGAAACAGACCAAAGAUAAUCAGAUUAAAACACUCCAAGAUGAAAUGGCUCAACAAGAUGAACAAAUAGCUAAGCUAAACAAAGAUAAGAAAAAUAUGGAUGAAACCAACAAAAAGUUAACUGCCGAUCUUCAAGCCGAGGAAGACAAAGUCAAUCAUCUUAGCAAACUUAAAACUAAAUUAGAACAAACUUUAGAUGAGCUAGAGAACAACUUAGAAAGGGAGAAGAAGGUUCGUGGUGACGUAGAAAAGGCAAAGAGGAAGUUGGAACAAGAUUUGAAAAUGACACAGGAAACAGUGGAAGACUUAGAAAGGGCGAAACGUGAUCUCGAAGAAAAUGUCCGUAGAAAGGAUACAGAAAUUAACGGACUUAACACUAGAUUAGAAGAUGAACAAAGUCUUGUGGCUCAGCUUCAAAGAAAAAUUAAAGAACUUCAGGCUAGAAUUGAAGAACUUGAAGAGGAAUUGGAAGCUGAACGACAGGCAAGAUCAAAGGUUGAGAAACAGCGUAAUGAAUUAUCACGUGAGAUUGAAGAUAUCAGUGAACGUCUGGAUGAAGCUGGUGGUGCCACUUCUGCUCAGAUUGAAAUCAACAAAAAACGUGAACAGGAAUUAUUGAAACUUAGACGAGAUUUAGAAGAGAACCAAUUACAACACGAUCAACAAGUCGCUAAUCUGAGAAAGAAACAACAAGAAGCUAACACCGAAUUAUCUGACCAAAUCGAUCAACUACAAAAGGUUAAAAGCAGGCUAGAGAAAGAAAAACAGCAAGCCAAAGCAGAAGCUGAAGAUAUAGCUGCUCAAAUCGUACAUGCUAGUAAAAAUAAGGGUAUGUCUGAAAAGAUGUCUAAACAGGUAGAAAGUCAAAUGGCUGAAUUAAACGCUAAAGUUGAAGACAGCAACAGAACUAUUAGCGACUUACAGUCCAGCAAAAACAAAUUACAGAUUGAAAGUUCGGAACUUACCCGACAACUUGAAGAUGCUGAACAUCGUGUGGGAGAACUUUCUAAAGAGAAGAGCGCACUAAACUCCAAACUCGAGGAAGCACAACGUAGUCUAGAAGAUGAAUCAAGGCUCCGACAGAAACUUCAAAGUGACAUGCGAAAUCUCAGUUCAGAUUUGGAUGCCGUUCGUGAGCAGUUAGAAGAAGAACAAGAAGCUAGAAGUAGCGCGCAAAGGAACUUGUCUAAAGCUAAUGCUGAAGCUCAACAAUGGAGAUCUAAAUAUGAAGGCGAGGGUAUGGCACGUUCUGAAGAACUUGAGGAAGCUAAACGUAAAUUACAAGCUAAGCUUGCCGAUGCUGAACAAAAUGCCGAAGCUGCUAAUGUUAAGGUUAACAAUCUGGAAAAAAAUAAAUCCAGACUUCAGGGUGAACUCGAGGAUCUUAUGAUUGACGUUGAACGGGCUAAUGGUAAUGCAAAUAUGUUGGAGAAAAAACAACGAAACUUUGACAAAGCCAUGCAAGAAUGGCAAUCAAAGAAUCGCGACCUCCAAGCUGAACUUGAAAACGCACAGAAGGAAUCUCGAGGCUAUUCUGCUGAGCUCUUCCGUGUUAAAGCUAAAGAAGAAGAGGCACUUGAACGAGUUGAAUCUUUGAAACGAGAAAACAAAAAUCUCGCUGAUGAGAUUCACGACCUGACUGAUCAGCUCAGUGAGGGCGGUCGCAGUGUCCACGAAGUCGAAAAAAUACGAAGACGGGUUGAAAUGGAGAAGGAAGAACUCCAAUCUGCUUUGGAAGAAGCCGAAUCGACCCUUGAACAAGAGGAAGCUAAGGUAAUGAGGGCCCAACUGGAAAUGUCCAAUGUUCGUCAAGAAAUUGACAGACGUCUCCACGAGAAAGAAGAUGAGUUCGAAAGCACACGACGAAACCAUCAACGCGCCAUGGAAUCCAUGCAAGCUUCGCUUGAAGCUGAAUCCAAGGGUAAAUCUGAAGCUAUGAGAAUUAAGAAGAAAUUGGAACAAGAUAUUAAUGAAUUAGAAAUUGCUCUUGAUGGUGCUAACCGUGGUCGUGCAGAGAUGGAAAAGGCUGUGAAACGACACCAACAGCAGAUAGGUGAAAUCCAAGCUCAAUGUGAGGAUGAACAACGUCAACGAGAAGAAGCCAGAGAAGCUUACAGCAUGGCUGAACGACGAUGUGCUGUUGUUAGUGGUGAAGUUGAAGAACUCAGAACAGCUCUUGAACAGGCUGAACGUGCCCGUAAAGCAGCAGAAAACGAGCUUAACGAUGCCAGCGAUCGAGUUAAUGAACUAGCCGCGCAAACCAGUUCAAUUCAAGGUCAGAAGAGGAAGUUGGAGGGUGAUAUUUCUGCAAUGCAAGCUGAUCUCGAUGAAAUGAGUACAGAACUUCGCAACUCCGAAGACCGUGGUCGAAAGGCCAUCGCAGAUGCUGCCCGCUUAGCCGAAGAACUUAGAAGUGAACAAGACCACGGUCUCCAGAUCGAGAAGGUUCGCAAAUCAUUGGAGAGCAACAACAAAGAACUGCAGGUUCGUCUCGAUGAAGCUGAAGCUCAGGGUAUUAAAGGAGGAAAGAGAAUCAUCAAUAAACUUGAACAGAAGAUUCGCGAACUACAGUCUGAAAACGAAUCGAACCAAAUGCGCUACUCCGAAAGUGAAAAGAAUGUUCGUAAGGCUGACAGACGUCUUAAAGAGUUGAACUUCCAGGUCGAGGAAGAUAAAAAGAGCCAGGAACGACUCCAGGACUUAAUCGAUAAACUACAGGGCAAGAUUAAAACAUACAAGAGACAAGUUGAGGAAGCUGAGGAAAUUGCUGCUAUUAACCUGGCUAAAUUCCGUAAAGUACAGACUGAAUUAGAAGAUGCCGAAGAGAGAGCCGAUACCGCCGAGGGUACUGUAAACAAACUCCGCGCCAAAAACCGAAGCUCUGCUUCAAUGGCUCGAUCUGGCUCUGUUGCCAGGACAGGAAGGGCCGGUUCAGUACUGAAUUAAAAAAGGUAUGAAAGAUGAUAUGAUGCCAACGCGCGUCUCUUUUUUCCUUGGUUCCUUUACUUGGUGAAUACUAUAAAAUUAAAUUAAAAUUUUGCAGCUAUCUAGAUCAAGUCUUCCGAUAUUAAUUUAUCGAAAGUUUUGAAUCUUAAAGAAGAUUGAUGUAGUAUUUAGUAAUCAUGUUAAUAGAUAUAUGGAACUCCAUCUCUAUGUGAAUUCUAUAAUAUACUAUCGACCACUG